UUGUUCCUUUAGUGGUUUUAAGCAAUUAUCCCGUGUAUUCGGAUGUGUUGAAGAGGUCUCUAAGUAAAAACCGGCAUAAUCAGCUUGCAAGAGCAAAUUAGCGGGGGAGAAAACUAUAUAUAAAUAUAAACACGUAUAUAUAGCUACGUAUGACAGUAUACGUGUUGAUGUUGAACAGCAACUUCAAUAUAAAUUUUAAUAAAUCAAGAUACGAAUCAUAUUAACUAGAAUAAAUGGAGAAAAUAUUCCUUUUUCGAUUUGGAUGUCAAUUUUGAAAACUGUCGACGGAACAGGUGCGGUUUGCUUGUAGCAAUUUCACAUUUUCGUUUGAAGUAUAUUCCUAGCAACUGAUCUUAAGACGUUUGCGGAAGAAAAGCGUUGCUCCCACUGGCAGAGUUCGAGCCUGAAGUAUUCCUAAAUUUGGAGUCAUUUUUUGAAAAAGUUUCUGUAGACAACCGUUGGAUCUCAGCUUCAUCGUCAACGUAUGAGAAGAAAAUAGAAAGCAAGCGGAUAUUGAAGAAGGAAAAUCGUCGAAAGCAUGCUUUCACAAAUAAUCAAAGGAAGUAUUUAAAAUAAAGAUUUUUGGCGUUAUAAAACAAAUUAUUCCAAUUUAUUCAGUGUUUAAAGAUGAGGAUAACAGUGGGAUAUUGAAUGUCUCGGAAAUACUGAGUGAUUAAAAUUUCACUCUGAGAAUAGAGGAAUCGGUAAAGGAAAGACGGUUUCGUGCGUUUCAUUAUAAAGAUUGCGAUCAAAGUGAAAUAAAUAUAUCUGUAAAAAAUACUUGAUCUAAAUAUUUCCGAAGUCUGAAAGAAUAUAAGAGAACGAUGUUCAAGUAGCGUAGAAUUGUGACGAUGGACACCGGAAUCAAUACUAUAUCGACAAGUACUUGACAUAAUACUAUAGUUCACACCGCUGCAAGAACAGAUAAUAGCUGGUAGAACUGAACUCUUGAAAUUGUGUAAACGUGUUCAGUGGAAGGAAAGGAGGGAAAAUUGCGAAGGAAACUCUUAACUUUAGGAUUCAGUCAUUCCCAUAAAAAAAAAUUAGAUUAUAAUUGGCAGAUGGCAUUGUGAAAGAGCACAGCGCAUAUAUAUCUGACUGGUUAUAUUGUUGCUGUCAAAUAACGUCUCAAAUAGUGAAGAAAAUUAGUAAAGUUGCCGCAAGAACACCGGCCGAAUAAUUACUGGAAGACUCACUGGAUUCCUGUAGAGCAGAGAAGAAUGUGAUAAGAAAAGAUAUUUUACAAUUCACCAGAGGAAAUCUUAGACUGUUAUUGAUUGUUGCAUUUUCAAUAGAAAAUUGUUUCAACUAAACAGAGAUAAUGAAGGCGUGCUUCAUCAUAUUUACAAGAUGAUAAAACAGCGAUUAAAGAAUUCGUUUGUGUGAAAUACAUGAAGAAAAUUUUGAUGUCUGUCAUAUGAAUUGAUCAUCAUUACCAUCAAUAUAGCGCUCGGAGACACUGUUACAAUGGAGAAUAUCACUUUUGCAUUUCAAAAUGGCGAAGUCGUUCUGGCUGAAUGGAGAGAUAAAUUGUACUAUGCAAAAAUUCUACACAUCAACCACGCGAAACACGUUUGCACGUUGCUUUUUGAUGACGAUUCUAUCGAGUAUUGCGCUUUUACUAAGAUCCACAGUGUUACAGAAACAACAGCAGAAAUAGUUUGCAUCAUGUGUAAGGAUGGUUCCAGUUGCAGUCCAAAUGAAAUAGUGCUUUGCGACAAAUGUGGAUUGGGUUACCAUCAGAAGUGCCACGAGCCUGCAAUCAAGGAUACAGCGUUAGAGCCUGACGCUCCUUGGAUGUGUGUUUACUGCAGUAACGAUAACGAAUGUCCAUAUUUACUGAAUCCAUUUGAAACAAAAAUGCAGAAAGAUAUACGUAAGAUGUCCGUAAGAAAGCGUAGUGCUGGAGCAAAGGAUCGUGAUCUUGCAACUUACAACUUCAGUAAAUCAUCAAAACUGAUGGCAAACUUUCAUCGCGAUACCCACCAGCUUAUGAUUGAUGUGUCACAUGGCAGUCACGUGCCUAAAGAAACCCAUCAAGUGAUGAACAAGCGUGAUAGACUGGGAAAAAAUGAGAAAUAUUCGGACGAAGAGACUAAGCACGAGUAUUCAAACUUCAGAAAAAAGCGCAUUCCUUCAGUCAACGAGAAACACAAGACCUUAAAGGAUGUAUGGGAUAACAGUGGAUGCAUAUCAAAUGACGCAACAGGUUAUGACGUCGAUGGUGUCGACAGGGUAAAACGAUCACGUGAGAAGCACCGUCUGACGCAGGAGUUGCAAAACAAAGAAAAAAACUGAGAGAGGACACGGCACGAGGAAAGAAAUUACAGAACGAACACAAAUUACUGUCACAUGACCAUUCAGAUGAUAUCUUACGUCGCAACAUCCCCCCUAAACACGAGCACUACAAUGGAAGACAAAAUUAUGGCAAAAUGGAAAAGUUAGACAAGUCGUCGGAGAAAAAUACCCAUACGUCAGCGAAACAAAAAUUAGAUCCAUGCGAGUGCAACGACACGCGGUCAGCGGAAAUAAUGAAUGGGAAAAUCUACAAAAUGCCUGAUAUACAAUGUGACCAUUCAAAUGCCAGAAAGAACAAGGCGAACGAUUAUGCAGGUAACAAGAUUGAUCUAGUGAGACUCGAGGAGAGACUACACGAAAAUUGCAGUAGAAAUCGCACCGAAGACGAUUCUUACCACGAGCCAAAAACAGUGAUGAUAAAGACGAAAUGUUAGAUGGCAACAAUGAUGUAAAUGUAGCGAAAGAACGCAAAUUUGCUGAUGGUAAGGAAGUCGUGAAAAACAAGCGUGGUUCACGAUUAAGUAAAGCAAGAGAGAAACACGAAGAGACUGAUGGCUACACUCAGAACAAAAUUGACGGCGAUGUAUGUGUGGACGCUACAAAGAAAGAAAAUUCCUUGAAUGAUGAAAAAUUACCCCCCACAAAGUUAAACGACAUGGAAUACUGGAGUGAUAGCACCGAGGAUAGAGUACGAAGCGAUCUUCCCCGACAUAACUGGUUGCUUGAAAGAUGGAUGCAGCCUCGAUCACGUGAUCAAGUCCCGGAAGAAAAGAAUUCCCACGAGGGAAGUAGUAGUCCUGUAUACGAACAAUCAUUCCAAGAUGAAGUAUUGGACGAAGGUGACAAUGUACGUGAUGAUCGUAAAGUUGAUAAGAAUGACGAAGAGAUGCACGGAAAAUUAUUGUCAAAGAAAUACGAAAAUAGACAGAUAAGCAGCUCCUUGGACGACUCAACUUUGACAAACAAAUCUCGAGGUAUAUACGAUGAACCAAGCGACAACAUUCCUAUUGACGUGAUUGUCACAAAUAAAAUAUCAAACGAUGAAAAGCAUUCAAAUUGUACAACGUUAACAAGUGAAAAUACAGUUUCAUCAAAAUCCUUCCAAACAACAUUUAGUGUUGAGGAACAAUCAAAGAUCACAAGGGAAACAUCAAGUGACGAGUCACGUAUUGCAAUCUCCUCAUAUGUACAAAACAAAGAAGCUUCGCCAUUACAUGAUCAAUUGCCUUCUCUAAAUCAAGUAAAUUGUUUACCCAUUGUAGAAAGUAGAGUACCGUCGUCAACACCUGAUAAAAUACCACCAUCAAUGACAGAUAGAAUACCAUCAUUGUCCCCAGAUAAAGUACCAUCGUCAAAGACAGACAGAGUAUCACCAACAAUGACAAAUAAUUCACCAUUAUCAAUGACAGAUGGUGUACAUCCAUCAGUAACAGGUCGAGUACAACCAUCGGUAGAAUGUGGAGCAAGAUUAUCACCAUCGACAACCACGUCGCUACCCACAACGAACAACAUAAUAUCGAAACGCGUAAUGAUUCACUCAGAGAACGAAAGCAAAGACAGAUCUACGACAAUCAAAACGAUGGCAGAACGAACUUCUAUUGGUACGAUGAGGUAUAUAAAGGAUACCUAUGGGGAACAUGUAACAACUACUGAAUAUUUAAAGGAUAACUGUGGACAAUAUGUAACCACUAGUGAAUAUGAAAACUACGCAAGACAAGAUUUGAAAAAACGAGAUCAAAUAAUCGUGAUGAGAUCAGAAAAAACGAAAAUAUACCAGACGAAAAGUCAAUAGUGUCGAAGAUACAAACAGGCAAAUCUGUCAAUCCUGUCAGUCCUAUUAUAAGAGCAGAUAAAUACGUAAUCGAUGACCAAUGUAAACCUCAUGCAUUACACAUGAAACCGUUACGUUAUCAUGAUGAGCUAUCAUCUAGAAAAUCAUUUGUGGAUGAAGCAUAUCCUGCAGGCUUUCAUCCAAAAACAUUCACCCCACAUCUAUUGACUCACAACUCAGUGGAUAAAAAUCAUCGAGGACAUGGUAUCUUUGUAGACGGAUUACCCAGUCGGGUUGAAAUAUCUCAUUCAAAAACGGAUGCUGAUUGUCCAUUCCACGGAAAAACUCCAGAGAAACCAUAUACACGUUUUCCCACCUAUCCAAUUACACACGCAGAUGUACCAAUGUAUCCCAAUCAUCCCUUUUAUCAACGACGACGUUACAAAGAUUGGGAUAAACUAUCUGAACAUAUGGAAUUACUUUCAGAUCCAGUAGUGAUGCAAAGAGGGCGAUUACCGAAUGUCUACAACCGCCAUCACCUACCUUUACCUCAUAAAAUGUCGAUACAUCAGCCUAGACAUUUGCCAACAGGCUUUAUAGAAGAACGCAGUUUUCCAGUAGAAUCUUACAGAUAUCAAAUGGAAGCAACGCGUGCAUAUGCUAGGCUACCGCAUUCACAUGUACAUGGUGCAUGUUCCAUGAACAGGUCGGCAAAUUCAGGCUUAUUGCCCGAAGCAAAUCGACAUCGUGCAAUGAAGUUGUCGGAAGACAUGGCUGAGAAACCUAAAGAAUACGAGACAAUACAGGAAAAUUCUCGCUUUAAACAUCUUGAACACUCUCCUCACAUAAGCAAAAAAUAUCAUAGUAGUGAUUCACAAUUGCUAUGUAUCGAUCACGUGUCACGCGUUACGUCACCAGGAAGAAAAUCCCCAACUUUCAACCAUAAGAACAAACCACGGACAGGAUACAUUCAACUUGACAGCGCAGGGCCUCCUCGGCCCAAUGUACAACGUGCUACGCUUGAUCACGACUCAAUUAAUCGUGAUUUCAAUGAGAGAUUCAGUAUGUUAGACAAAAACUUCAAGGAGAAACUGGAAGGUCCUGAUCGCUUGAUUAACGAAGACAUGGCUGCAUACAGGAGGUAUGGAGGAGUUAAAGUCGAAGAGGUGACGAAGAAUUUGAGGGAGAAAACGAAGGAUCUCGACCAAUGUAAACAAUCUGAAAGCUAAGCUAUCCCUUACCGGAGGGAAAGGGAAAACAAUCAGAAUGCUAUUCGCCAGGGGGAGUGGUAACUAGAGCCCAUAUCUCAAAAACUGGCGCUUUACCUUACUAUUUUACUUCUAACAUAGAACCCAAUCGCCCAUACGGUUUUUCUCAAGCAAUUGGUCACAACAGCGACAUUGGAGUGUGGCAAAGAAUGACAGGAUAUUCGCGGACACCGGGGUAUCCCAUAGAUCGCCAUGGGAUCAAAGAUGCUCAGGAUGAAAAAUUUCGUAAAGCUUGUACUCCUGAAGUUGAAAGUGAUCACAAGGAAAAGAUUAAUCUUGCCAUUGAGGGACAAAGGAGAAAUAUGACGUAUUUGGAGAACGAGCGACGCAGAAUGAUGAUGGCAGCAAACACGCACGAGAGAAAAAUUGAGAGUGAAAAACGACAUUCGAUGACGAAUGAAGAAAUGCGUCAUGACUUGAAACAAGACAAUAGAAAACGUAAACUUUCAGGAAAUGAAAAUAGUUACUUCCCUAAAGUUCAAAGGGAAUAUGAAAUGAACAAAGGAAGUACGUAUCAUAUGAAUAACUAUCAUUUAAAAGAUGCGACAUCAUUUCAUCGUUCGGAGCCCCUCAAGUAUUCAUGGCAACGUGACUCAUUGGGAACGUAUAUGAACAGAUGGCAAAGUUCGGGAAGACUGGGCUACAAUAUUGGUAAUCAAACUGAAAUCCCCGAAGUUCUAAGAAAACGACAUGGGUACAAUGAACGUGAAGAAGAGAAACGUCAAAUUGCUGUUCAUCAACAAAAUAAUGAUUUGGAGUCUGGGGAACCAACCAAAAAGAAAACAAAAAAACAUUUCAUGUGUGAUGUGUGCAAAAAGGAAGCCUCGUUCCUAUGCUCAGGAUGUCAGAAGGCUUGGUAUUGCAGCGCUAAAUGUCAGCACACAGCGUGGGGUGAACAUAGAGGAGAAUGCACCGAUUCAAGACGAAGAUAACGAUUGCAAUCAUUAAAUUAUUGAUGUGUAAAUAAAAUUUCGUAGUAUUUAAAUCCAGACAAUUGGGAAAUGAUCUUCAGAUUUAUCAGAAAGAUAUCAAAUUAUUAUUUAAUGUAAAGUUUGACUUUAAGCAUUUGUUUUAACUUAUUCACAUCGCAAUCCAAUACUUCUGCACGAACGAUUGUACAUAAUUCAAAUCGAUUAUUUUUUAGCAGAGACGUAUUUAUAAGUCUUAAAAGCAUUUAGUCACAAAACAUAGUUUAAAUCAUUCUCAGAGAACGCUUUUAAAAAUAAGAAAUAUACGAUAAGCGCACGCAUAUGAAACAUGCAAAAUAACACUUUCGAAAUUAACAGAAACAUAUUAAUGAUGUUGUAAAUUAUCGAUUUACAAUAACUACUUUAUAAUUUCAAUGUUUCUAAACAAACAUUAAAAAUUGAUUAUUUAUAAGUUUCAGUAA
Molecule: messenger RNA, 6727 nt
Organism: Xenia sp. Carnegie-2017
Lineage: Eukaryota; Metazoa; Cnidaria; Anthozoa; Malacalcyonacea; Xeniidae
Product: SWM histone demethylase complex subunit phf1-like
Exons: 6
Coding region: 1468-2298 (276 amino acids)
Biological process (GO): regulation of DNA-templated transcription; chromatin organization
Cellular component (GO): nucleus
Molecular function (GO): DNA binding; chromatin binding
Source: RefSeq, a predicted model, not a curated record